GUUCCAAGCUGUUGGCUUUCUGCUGUUGGAAGCGCUUCCCCAGCCGCCGGAUGUCUUUUUGAAACCUGGAUGUGACGUAUUGAAGAAGCCGACGGAAAUAGAAUUGAAAGCGUUCUAAAAUGGCGAACCGUACGGUCAAGGAUGCGCACAGCAUCCAUGGCACCAACCCUCAGUAUCUGGUGGAGAAGAUCAUUCGGACGCGAAUCUAUGAAUCAAAGUACUGGAAAGAAGAGUGCUUUGGACUUACGGCUGAACUUGUAGUGGACAAAGCCAUGGAGUUAAGGUUUGUGGGUGGUGUCUAUGGUGGAAACAUAAAGCCAACUCCUUUCCUCUGUUUAACCUUGAAGAUGCUUCAGAUUCAACCUGAGAAAGACAUCAUUGUUGAGUUCAUAAAAAAUGAAGAUUUCAAGUAUGUCCGGAUGUUGGGGGCACUUUACAUGAGGCUGACAGGAACUGCAAUUGAUUGCUACAAGUACUUGGAGCCUUUAUACAAUGACUAUCGAAAAAUCAAAAGCCAGAACCGAAAUGGGGAGUUUGAACUGCUGCACGUGGAUGAGUUCAUCGAUGACCUUCUGCACAGUGAGAGGGUCUGUGACAUCAUUUUACCCCGGCUACAGCUCUCUAAUCAAGGAAGACUGUGAUAAAAACAGAGAAUUCCAAACUGCAGCACUCAGACCAGAAGUCAAAGGAGACAAAUCUCUUACUGUAUAGCCACGAGGCCAGGCCUGGGAAGGGAAGGGCGCUCACUCAAGUCUAACAAAGAGGAACAAACCCCAGCCCCUCAAUAGCUCUCUCCUCUACCACACCAGAGCUUGAUCCUUGGAUACCAGCCUGGCAAACACACCAGCAGGUCUGCAUCCUCCUCCAGCCCUUCCUCUUCCUCUCCCUCCUCCUCCUCCACAUCUCGCAUACAGUCUGUUGCCAACUUCUCAAUGUGGGCCAUGGGUAGGGGGGCUGAGGAAAGAGAGUGACUCAGGUAAGGUGCUGGACAUUGACCAAGGAUCUUUAGUUCACUGGACUGGUAGCCACCCCAGGCAGAAAUCCCCCAUCCCUUCUACAGUGAAGUCCCCCUCAGAAAGGGCCUCUUCUUUCAUGACUCUUGCUCUGCAUGCCUUCCUGGGAUCCCACCAAGUAACACGCUGCUCCUUUCCCUGCAUGUCUGCUUGCAGGUCAAUGUACCUGUUCUACACUGCCCCGCCAUGUCUUGCACAUUUGUAAAUGGUUUUAAAUCCACUCAAGUUACUACUUACAGUUCUAUAAGAUGGGCAACAUUAUCCUCAUUUUCUUGUUCCUUCCCUUUUGUUUGUUUUUUGAGAUAGGGUUUCUCUGUGUAGCCUGUCCUGGAACUCUGUAGACCAGCCUGGCCUCGAACUCACAGAUUCCCCUGCCUCUGCCUCCCAAGUGCUAGGAUUAAAGGAGUGUGCCACCACCACCUGGCCAACAUUAUCCUCAUUUUCUAUACUGAAUAAAUUAGGAUGCACCAACAUCCAUUUCCUCAAAUUCACAAUCUUAGUAAGUGGCAAUAUUCAAACCCAGGCUUGUCUUAAAAAAAGCAGGGUUAGGAUACUGAGCCCUUCCCAGUCAUGCCCUGACUUUAGCUCAAAGGCAUACAGGCUGCCUCCUAGGGUUCCUGCUAAGAGGAAUAUUCAGACCCCUUAUUCUGAUAUCUAAAGGAGAUUUCACAUACUCA
Molecule: messenger RNA, 1690 nt
Organism: Microtus oregoni (creeping vole)
Lineage: Eukaryota; Metazoa; Chordata; Mammalia; Rodentia; Cricetidae
Product: pre-mRNA-splicing factor 38A-like
Exons: 5
Coding region: 120-641 (173 amino acids)
Cellular component (GO): precatalytic spliceosome
Source: RefSeq, a predicted model, not a curated record